Messenger RNA from Spinacia oleracea (spinach), 2253 nucleotides. RefSeq names its product protein FAR1-RELATED SEQUENCE 5-like. The record is from RefSeq and is a predicted model, not a curated record. The transcript is spliced from 5 exons. Gene Ontology annotation, molecular function: zinc ion binding. NCBI's taxonomy places the organism in Eukaryota, Viridiplantae, Streptophyta, Magnoliopsida, Caryophyllales, Amaranthaceae. The coding region runs from base 1 to 2253 and encodes 750 amino acids.
AUGGAAAUUUCUGAAGUCAUUGAGAAUCAAUCAUCAGAAAUCAUACAAAUUGAUCUUAACAAAUCGAUUUGUGAAUCUGAAUCAAGUGCAAAUUUACACAUUCAUAAAGAAGAUCAUGAAGAUGAAGAAGUGAGAGAGGUUGAAGAUGACCUAGUUUUGAUUCCUGCAAUCACAGAAGAGAGUACGGCUAAGGCAACAAAUAAUGGUGAAGAAAUUUAUGGUUGGUUGGUUGGAGAAACUAGGGCAAGUCUUACAGAAAUAUAUAAUUUGUAUCGCCAACAUGCGGCUGGUGUAGGUUUCAGUGUAAGGAAAGAAAAACAAGUACGAAAAGUUGGAACUACACAGGUCACAACAAAGUUGUUUCUGUGUUCAACAGCUGGAAAAAGAAACACUAAGUUGAAAAAAGACCAAAAACAGGAGAAAGAUGAACUUGAAAGUCUACUAACAGAGGAAAGUAAUACUUCUGUGAAAAAAAUGAAAAGAAAACCUAGAAGAGUUGCAGUAACUAGGACAGAUUGUAAUGCUUUGAUCAAAGCAAAACUGAAUGAUGGAGGUCAUUAUGAAAUAAUACAGCAUGUUAUGGCACACAACCACCCCCUGACAAGACAACAAUGGAACCAUUUACACCGCUCAAAACGUGCAAUGACAGUACCUAAGGAGCAAGCAAUAGAGGCUAUGCACGAAUUAGGGUUUCGACCUAGUGAGUCCUUUCGAUACAUGUCAAACGAAGCUGGUGGAGAAGAUGCUGUAGGACAUUCAUAUAAGGAUCAUAUGAAUUUCUGUUAUAAGAUGAAAAUUAAGGCUAUUGAAGGAGGAGAUUCUCAAGCUGUAUAUGACAAACUGCAAGAUGCUUAUUAUGAAGAUCCUAAUUUCUUUUUCAGAAUAAGGUUGGAUAAGGAAGGAAGGGUUUGUAAUUUGUUUUGGAGGGAUUCGAUGAUGCUAGAAGAUUACAAAAUUUAUGGUGAUGUUACUGUCUUUGACACUACUUACAGAACAAACCGUUACAACCUCAUCUGUGCACCGUUUGUGGGGAUUAAUAACCACUGGAAAAAUACUAUGUUUGCGUGUGCAUUCUUAGGAGAUGAGAAAACAGAAUCCUUUGUGUGGCUGUUUGAGACUUUCAAAAAAGCUAUGGGUGACAAAAGUCCAAUCACACUCUUUACUGACCAAGAUGCAGCUAUGGCUAGAGCAAUAAAGAAGGUAUUUCCAACCACAAGGCAUAGACUUUGCCUGUGGCAUUUGAUGCAGAAUGCAGUAACACGAUUUGGAGUCCUGAAGAGUGAUGCAACAUUCAAAGCCGCUUUCAACAAAUGCUUGAGUGGUUGUCUGAAUGAAGCUGAGUUUAACGCAUGUUGGGAAGCAAUGGUCACAAAGAGUGAGAGUACGAAUAAUGCUGUGGGUUUCAGAGCUACUAAGAAGACUAGUUUGACCGAGUUUUAUCAUAUAUUUCAAGAAACGAUAAAGAGAUGGAGAAGGACAAAAGAUAUUGAUGAAUUCAACACCACCAAAUCUAUUCCAACUUCACACUAUCCAAUGACUUCUUUAUUGAAACAUGCUGCUCAAGUCUACACACAUACACUUUUCAGGGAUUUUGAAGAAGAAUUUAAUCUUGCUGUUGCAUCGCAAGUACAACUCAUUCACACAAAUGGACCGAAGAUGAUUUAUCGAGUUUACCUUGAAGAUAGAGCUGGCUCCCCACAAUCUGUGAUGUAUGAUCCGCCGAAUGAGAUCAUUAUUUGUCCCUGCAAGAACUUUGAGGAGUCAGGUUGGUUGUGCUUUCAUUGUAUUCGUGUUUUGCAUCUGCAUUCUGUUCAAAGAAUCCCAGAGAAGUACAUCUCCUUUAGAUGGACAAAGUUCACAAAGGUUGAGGUGUGGAACAAGCAUGAGGCACAGCUAAAAGCUAAAGGAUUAUUGAACAGUUUCACCCCCUGGCGCUUACACAUGCUGAGAAAAUACUACAGUCUGAUCCUUAAGUGCCAUACAAUAGAAGAGGCUAGAAAAAUACUUGAAGAAAGCUACAAGAAAGAUUCAGAAGUUAUUCAAACAAUUGUUACAGCUGCAAGCAACAAUGAACUGAACACAACAAAUACGACAACUGAGAAUGAGAAUUCUGUGCAAGUGUUGGACCCAGCUCAUGCCAACACUAAAGGAAAGUCAAAAAAGAGGAUUCCAGGGAGUUAUGACAACUUUAACAAGGGGAAAAGGAGAAAGCACAGGGAAUUUGGCUCCAAAACUCCUAAGCAUUUAUUCUGA